GUGAUCCAGGCAGAUAGAAGAGCUCCAGCUCUGAAGAGAGAGAGAGACCUCAGUCUUCCAGAGAAAGAGGAGCCCCCAGGGACAGCCUUAGCCUGGACAGCAGCAGGGACACCUCCAGGGUCUGCCCUUGAACCUGUACAAGGAAGACACAGCUCAGGAAAGCAGAGAGAUUCCUGGGAAGGAGACAGUGGGUGACACAGCCACAGCCCAGCCCCAUGGAGAGCCCUUCCAAGCCUCAGUGCAGGAUGCUCAGCCCCUGGAGGGGGCUCCUGAUCACAGCCUCCAUCCUCAGCUGCUGGAUCCAGCCGACAUCUGCUCAGAUCACUGUUGUUCCAAAUCCUCCCCAUGGGGAAGUGAACCACAGCGUCACCUUGGACAUCCAGAGCUUCUCAGGCCAGGCUCUCUCCUAUAAGUGGUACAGAAAAACCGUAGCAGAAACCAACAAGAUCGCUCUCUACAAGGUUGCAUCUGGAGUGCAGGAGCCUGCAGACAUCCGGGAGAAGGUGUUCCCCAAUGGCUCCCUGCUCAUCCCUCACCUCACCCUCAAUGACUCUGAUGACUACCAUGUAACCAUUGUUGAUUCUCAAGGCGGCACAGUAAUUAUACAAGGACAUUUAACAGUGUAUGGGCCACUAUCCAAACCUCUCAUCAGCAGCACCAACAUGGCCCCAGUGGAGAACAAGGAAAAUGUCUCCCUGACGUGCCAGUCUGAAGGUCAAGAUGUCACAUACCAAUGGUUCAUAAACCAAAGUUCCCCAGCUGGUGACAGGAUAGUGCUAUCCCCGGAUAACAGGACACUCACCAUAAUCAAAGUCACAAGGGAAGACCAAGGACCCUAUAAGUGUGAAAUCCGGAACCCAGUUAGUUUCAGUGAGAGUGAAUUCACACUGAAUAUUAUCUAUGGCCCGGAUACCCCCAUGAUUUUCCCCACAACCCUGAAUUAUGCUGUAGGGGCAACUAUUGAGUUGAAUUGCUCUGCUGAGUCUAACCCAUCUGCCCAAUUCACUUGGCUUAACAAUGGAAUUCAGAUGACAUCCUCAUCCAAGCUCUCUAUCGCUAAUGUGUCUCUGAAUCACACUGGCAUCUAUACCUGUAAUGCAUCUAACUCUGUCACUGGCUUGUCUAGCAGCAAAGACGUCAAUAUCACAGUCUCUGAAAGAACAACCAAACCUAACCUCACGGCCAACAGAACCAACAUCAUAGAGAAUGAAACUUUGGCCUUCACAUGUGGCACAGAACAGGCGGGAGUGGACAUUUUGUGGUUCUUCAGGAACAAGUCCCUGAUUCUCAAUGAGAGGAUGAACCUGUCCAUGAAUAACCAGACCCUCACCAUCCUGUCUGUAAAGAGGGAGGACGCUGGGUCUUAUCAUUGUGAAAUCCGGAAUCCAAUCAGUUUCAGCACAAGUGACCCCAUUAUCCUGAGUGUGAACUAUGGACCAGACAACAUCAUGUUUGUACCAAACCCCGAGAAAGGAGAGAUUAAGGUCACAUUCAGUGACCCACUGACAUUAGAGUGUCGUGUUGAGUCUUACCCACCUGCCCAGUAUAGAUGGCAAGUCAAUGGUACCGUGAACCCUGACUUCUCUAACAGUAUCUAUGUCAUCAAAAAUGCAACUAGGGAAGAUUCAGGAACGUAUACAUGUCAGGCAAAGAACAAUGUGACCAACUUGUCGGUCUCUAAGAGCGUCACAGUUAAUGUGGUUGAAAGUCAUCCAGGAGGAAGUAAUGGCUCCACGCUCUCUGGAGGGGCCAUUGCUGGCAUUGUGAUUGGAGUUCUAGCUGGAGUUGCUCUCAUUGGAGGCCUCAUCUAUUUCCUCUUCUUCAGAAAGACUGGAGGGGCCAACGAACAUGAUCGUACAGAGCACAAAUCCUCAGCACCCAACAACAGUCAGACCUUCUCUGACAGCUCACCUAAAAGGACUGAGGAAGUAUCCUAUGCCUCCGUGAACUUCAGUGCCCAGAAACCAGCUGCCAAGGCUCAGUACCCAACAUCUACGGACACCGUUUAUUCUGAAAUCAAAAAGAAAUGAACUGGUCCUUUUUCUCUGCACUAUGGACAGAUGUAUUUAUUGUGAUCUUCCUCCAACUUCCUCAAGUCCUGAGACUCCAAUCUUGUAAAGCCCAGCUCUACCACAUUACCACCAAACUCAGGGAAGGAGGAGGAAAGAAGCCCUCCCCUUCACCUCCUGGAGGCUGCCCAGGUGGCCCUUCCCUUUCAUUGUCAACAGAUGGCAGGGACAUAUUCGGUGCUUUUCUGAAGCUCCACUUCCCUUCCUCCUCAAAAGUUGGCACCAUGAAUCUGGGAGAGGGUGACUAUCAAGACAUGUCUCCCCUGGUACUCUCUAGUCACACAUGUGGGCCUCUACUCAAAGCCCAUUCUUCAAUCCUGUCACUAGUCCAUCGAAUUAGGAUAAUGUGAACUGGGGCUGUUGCCCCCCUGACCAGAAAUCAGCAGAGGAAGGAGCAGCUUUGGACUCAGGACUCAGGCUCUGCAGCUUACACCAUUCUCCUGACUGGGAGACUUUCCUCCCUUCCGCCUCAGUUUCUUCCUCUGUAAAAUGAGGAAUUUGGAUUGAUAAUCUCUAAGGAUUCUUACAGUUGUAGACUCUAUGACCCUGUGUCAGCAUCUAACAGAAUUUCUGGAAGAUGAAAGUGUGAACAGCCACCAUCAGCCGGCCACAGGUUUCCAUUUUCUGCGUAGACUUGGCUGUCCCUGGCCUUCCCUCCCUGCCCCCAAGCUGGAGAGGGGCGGGAGCUCUGAGACCAUCUUUAGCUGGCACUUUACUACAGAACUCAGGGAGGGGAAUGUUUCCAGUCCUUAUGCCUCUCCCAGUUUCCUGAGCACUACCAGAAAGCUAUUAGCCAGGCCCUAAGGGGAUUUCCUAAUGGAAAAGGCGAAAGUCCAGCCCAGCUGAGCUUUCAAAGUUAUUACCAUCUCUGUUCAGGGAAGCUGUCCAGAGAGAUUAGAAAGGACCAAAUUCUGAAAUGAGUCAGCAGCCUCUUCCAGAAAAAAUACAGUGGGGGCUGGGCAGGGGAAAUCCAGGCUAGGCUCAGGCAGGAUUGUUGGGACACUGCAAAUAUCUUGUCCUUUCUCUGGAUCUUUUCAGGCCCAGGGAGUUAGGAAGUGGGGCUGAGGGCAUUCUGUCAUUUUCUUUUAACUGCUUUAUCUGACCUGCCUGCUUCCAAUCCACUCAAUGUUCUUUCCCCUGGUCCCUGGGGCUUCCCAGGGAUUUCUUCAAGGCCUCUAAACAGGGAUAAAGAGAGAGUAUCAUCUCUAAGGGCUCAUCAAUCAGUUCCACUGUGCCCACAACUUCUCCUCCCAACACCCAUGCACACCAUCCACUGCCUCUGUCACCCCUGCAAUUCUCUCUCAGGAAACAAUGGCCUCUAACUAAAGGAUGUUGUGUGGGUGGGUUUAGGUCCCUGGAGGAUUGGGAGCUCCCCCGGGGGCUGUGUUUACACUACCACUCACAUGGGCAGCACAAAUAACACGCUGUUGCUGAGGUCCCUUGGGGAUGGUGAAGGAUGCAAGCCACUACUUGCCUUGCCCAAGCAUUGGGGAUCUUUCUCUGGGAGCUUCACUUAUCACAAAUAAAUCUAUAACACACAAAUACACAUGCACACACACACACACACACACACACACCACUUAGAAUCACAGAAUAAUCAUAGAAUUGUGGGCGAUCCCUAAAGUCCAAUUCUAAGCAGAGAAUCAAACCAGAGAGAGUAGAGAAGGAUGAACUCAACUUCCUAUCUAGCUUUCUACAGAGUUGCAUAGGAAAAUUUUCUAUCCAAUACUUAAUUUCACCCUAAAUCUGAAUAUACUCUCUUCAUAGAGAAAAUUCACAUAGUUGAAACACCUCUUCCCUGACUCACCAUGAUCUAAAAACUCUACUCCCUCUCACCAGAUCCAGCCUGUGGUAUUUAAUUUUACAUGCCCCAAGAAUGUUUCUCUCUGUGUGUCUUUCUCCCCCUCCCUUCUCCCCCCUAUGUUUUUCUCUGCUGCUAUUGACUGUUUGUAAAAUUGAUUUGCUAUCUAUUUAUAAUAAAAAAAAAUUAUACCAUUCGAA
Molecule: messenger RNA, 4070 nt
Organism: Antechinus flavipes (yellow-footed antechinus)
Lineage: Eukaryota; Metazoa; Chordata; Mammalia; Dasyuromorphia; Dasyuridae
Product: carcinoembryonic antigen-related cell adhesion molecule 5-like
Exons: 10
Coding region: 216-2030 (604 amino acids)
Source: RefSeq, a predicted model, not a curated record